ACCUACUUUCACAUUUUUGAAGGUACAGGCGUCAGAUUUGGACCAUAUGCAUAGUUCCGUGUUUCAAAAUGAAAUUUGAUAUUGAUUUUGACCUAGUGACCUACUUUCACAUUUCUCAAGCUACAGCCUUCAAAUUUGGACCACAUGCAUAGUUUUGUGUACCAAAAAAAACUUUGACCUUCACAUUGACCUAGUGACCUACUUUCACAUUUUUGAAGGUACAGGCUUCAAAUUUGGACCACAUGCAUAGUUUUGUAUUCCGAAAUAAAAUUUGACCUUGAUUUUGACCUAGUGACCUACUUUUACAUUUCUCAAGCUACAGCCUUCAAAUUUGGACCACUUGCAUAUUUUUGUGUACCGAAAUGAACUUUGACCUUUACAUUGACUAGUGACCUACUUUCACAUUUUUGAAGGUACUGGCUUCAAAUUUGGACCACAUGCAUAGUUUUGUAUUCUGAAAUAAAAUUUGACAUUGAUUUUGACCUAGUGACCUACUUUUACAUUUCUCAAGCUACAGCCUUCAAAUUUGGACCACUUGCAUAGUUUUGUGUACUGAAAUGAACUUGACCUUAAGAUUGACCUAGUGACCUACUUUCACAUUUCUGUAGCUACAGGCUUCAAAUUUAGACUACAUGCAUAAGAUUGUGUACCGAAACAAACUUUGACCUUGACAUUGACCUAGUGACCUACUUUCACAUUUCUCAAGCUACAGCUUUCGAAUUCGGACCACAUGCACAGUGUUGUGUACUGAAAUGAAAUUUGACCUUGAGCUAGUCAAUAAGUCUUGAAAUUUGGAGCACUCAAAAAUGGCACAUUGGUGGGCGCCAAUAUCACUCUGUGAUCUCUUGUUGUAAAUGUACUGUAUUAUUGGAAAUAAAAAUAUAUUACAAAAAAAAAAAAUAAUAAGUUUCUGCAAAUUUAAUUUGUAUAAUCAAAUAUUGUCUCUCUGACAGUGAAAAAAAAAAAAAAAAAAAAAAAAUAUUUAAGGAAAUCCUGUCUAACAUACACAAAUGUUGAUUUUAUUCAUUACUCCAAAAGUGUACUAUCUACAACUGGACAUUGCCUGGGUCUGUGGCCAUUGAACUUCAUAGCAUGAUUGCCAGUGAUCAGAAAAUGAGACCCCUAUGCAAAGAAAUUUUACAUGUAGCACUACCUAGUGGUUCCCUCCUCAACCAUGGGCCUUAUGCACCACUUAUUUGCAUGUCAUUUUUACAGAUCACUUCAUCAAAACCUUCUAAAGGACAAGAAUUGCGAGUAUUUAUCAAGUAUGGUAUUUCAGAUGUAUUCAACACAGACCAUGCAGAAUUUGAUGAUCAUAUCACAGUGACAGUGUAUAGUUGUGCUGAACUUGGUAAGGACUGCAGUCAUUGUAGAGCUCUGAAAAGCCGCUAUGGCUGUACGUGGUGUUCUGAUGAUGGUAAUUGCCAAUACAACGACAGCUGUGACAAGAAGGCUACAACCUGUCCACCUCCAGCAGUUACAAAGAUUGUACCAAAAGAUGGACCCUGGGAAGGUGGCACUAAAGUGACAAUAAAUGGUAAAGAACUAGGAAGCCGAAUUUCAGACAUUGAUGGUGUUAUGGUUGCAGGUAGAAAUUGUACACUUAACAGUGCAGACUUUGGGAUUCAGCCAAAUGGAUAUUUUGAUCAAAGUGUACCUGAUCG
Mercenaria mercenaria is the source of this 1664-nucleotide messenger RNA. Its product is annotated as plexin-B2-like. Gene Ontology annotation, cellular component: semaphorin receptor complex. The annotation marks the transcript as partial. Lineage: Eukaryota; Metazoa; Mollusca; Bivalvia; Venerida; Veneridae. Gene Ontology annotation, biological process: sensory neuron axon guidance; positive regulation of axonogenesis; regulation of GTPase activity. The transcript has 3 exons. Gene Ontology annotation, molecular function: semaphorin receptor activity. The record is from RefSeq and is a predicted model, not a curated record.